Messenger RNA from Nomascus leucogenys (northern white-cheeked gibbon), 3508 nucleotides. It is a transcript of the gene PIP4K2C, whose product is annotated as phosphatidylinositol-5-phosphate 4-kinase type 2 gamma. Lineage: Eukaryota; Metazoa; Chordata; Mammalia; Primates; Hylobatidae. The record is from RefSeq and is a predicted model, not a curated record. Gene Ontology annotation, biological process: phosphatidylinositol metabolic process. Gene Ontology annotation, molecular function: phosphatidylinositol kinase activity.
AGCUACGCUUCCUUUCUUUGUAUCAUUGUCUUUGCUUCAUACACAGUUCUAGGAUAGCUCAUACUUAGCAUACUGCAAACUUGAUCUCCAUUGGCCAACCAGUGCCAUUAGACUCCCAACUACUUCGGGGCAGUCACUGUCCUAUUCUCUGCUUCAGUAAAAGGAAAAUCAGCCCCAGAACAGGUCCUAGUACAAGUAAGUGCUCAAUAAAUACUUGUUAAAUGAAUGAAUGAAUUUCAAGACGCUUGAGACCACUGGUAAGAAUUUUGGGUUUCCAAAACCCUCCCCUUCCCAACCCCCAUUCGGUAAGAAUGCUUUCGCAUUAGCAUCAGGCCCGAGGUUACUCAUUAGAAACUGGGCAAAGCCGGAAGGCGGCCACUUUGCAGCAAAGAAGCCCUAGACCUUGGGAGUCAAUCACGCCAGCCCAGGCCGCACCACGGUGUCCUAGUUGACAGGUCGAGGGGCCUCGCGGGCCGCCUGCGUCGUCAGCUUACAGGGAUCCCGCGCGCCAGGUGAGCCCACACACGGCGCGGACGUUGGGACAGGCAGCAGGAGCCGGGGGGCGGGGCCAGCGUCGCCCCGCCCCGUCCUGCCUCGCCCUGUUCGCGCGUCCGUUGUCCGGCCUCCGGUCACGUGACAGCAGCGCAGGUGAGCGCCGCUUCCGGGGUCGGGCGCCUGGAUCGCGGCCGGCUCCGGCUUCCACUUGGUCGGUUGCGCGGUAGACUAUGGCGUCCUCCUCGGUCCCACCAGCCACGGUAUCGGCGGCGACAGCAGGCCCCGGCCCAGGUUUCGGCUUCGCCUCCAAGACCAAGAAGAAGCAUUUCGUGCAGCAGAAGGUGAAGGUGUUCCGGGCGGCCGACCCGCUGGUAGGCGUGUUCCUGUGGGGCGUAGCCCACUCGAUCAAUGAGCUCAGCCAGGUGCCUCCCCCGGUGAUGCUGCUGCCAGAUGACUUUAAGGCCAGCUCCAAGAUCAAGGUCAACAAUCACCUUUUCCACAGGGAAAAUCUGCCCAGUCAUUUCAAGUUCAAGGAGUAUUGUCCCCAGGUCUUCAGGAACCUCCGUGAUCGAUUUGGCAUUGAUGACCAAGAUUACUUGGUGUCCCUUACCCGAAACCCCCCCAGCGAAAGUGAAGGCAGUGAUGGUCGCUUCCUUAUCUCCUACGAUCGGACUCUGGUCAUCAAAGAAGUAUCCAGUGAGGACAUUGCUGACAUGCAUAGCAACCUCUCCAACUAUCACCAGUACAUUGUGAAGUGCCAUGGCAACACGCUUCUGCCCCAGUUCCUGGGGAUGUACCGAGUCAGUGUGGACAAUGAAGACAGCUACAUGCUUGUGAUGCGCAAUAUGUUUAGCCACCGUCUUCCUGUGCACAGGAAGUAUGACCUCAAGGGUUCCCUAGUGUCCCGGGAAGCCAGCGAUAAGGAAAAGGUUAAAGAAUUGCCCACCCUUAAGGAUAUGGACUUUCUCAACAAGAACCAGAAAGUAUAUAUUGGUGAAGAGGAGAAGAAAAUAUUUCUGGAGAAGCUAAAGAGAGAUGUGGAGUUUCUAGUGCAGCUGAAGAUCAUGGACUACAGCCUUCUGCUAGGCAUCCACGACAUCAUUCGGGGCUCUGAACCAGAGGAGGAAGGGCCCGUGCGGGAGGAUGAGUCAGAGGUGGAUGGGGACUGCAGCCUGACUGGACCUCCUGCUCUGGUGGGCUCCUAUGGCACCUCCCCAGAGGGUAUUGGAGGCUACAUCCAUUCUCAUCGGCCCCUGGGCCCAGGAGAGUUUGAGUCCUUCAUUGAUGUCUACGCCAUCCGGAGUGCUGAAGGAGCCCCCCAGAAGGAGGUCUACUUCAUGGGCCUCAUUGAUAUCCUUACACAGUAUGAUGCCAAGAAGAAAGCAGCUCAUGCAGCCAAAACUGUUAAGCAUGGGGCUGGGGCAGAGAUCUCUACUGUCCAUCCAGAGCAGUAUGCUAAGCGAUUCCUGGAUUUUAUUACCAACAUCUUUGCCUAAGAGACUGCCUGGUUCUCUCUGAUGUUCAAGGAGCUAGGGGAAGGGGGUUGUUUGCCAUCUUCAGGACCUGACUGGACAGAUGGACCUGGCUCAAGCAACUACUCUGGAUGCACUUCACUGUGUGGGAUGAACUAAAAGUGUCUGAAUUUUGCUGAUAACUUUAUAAAACUCACUAUGGCAUGCCUCCCUCCUGGUGGGCCCUAGGAUGGAUGACAGUCAAGAUACUACAGAUGUGGGUGCAGGCAUGCACACACACGAUGGAAUAUGGCCAUUCCUACACAGGUGGGGUAGAGAGUGGGUCAGCAGCCUGGCACCUCACAGAGGUGGGACCUAAGAGGACUCUUGUGAUUAUGCAGAGAAUUGGAUUGGGUCUCUGUCAAAGAUUGAGUAAUCUCUUCCCUCACCUCAAUUCCGUCCCCACCCAUCUCUACAUCUGGGCACAGGAGCCCAGAGAUGGCCAAAAGCAUUCAAGCCUGGAGGAAGAUGUUUGACUAUUGCUGCUUUUCACCGAAACCUCACCCCUCUCCUGGGACUGGAACCCUUCAGUGGGUGUGUGGCCAGUUUUGGAGGCUGGGAUGAUGGGCCAGGGUGUAAGAUUCAUUCUCCAUGUAAAGUUUCCUUUCAUCCUGCCUAGCCAUCCCCAAGGUUUAUUUCCAGAAGAAAGGAAUAUCUCUACUUAGAUCAAUUUUGGUCAUUUCAAGAGGAUGGAGGCCUCAAGUGUGGGAACUUCCCCUACUCCCUGGAUGUGUGUGCCUAGCACGCUUCCUUCUCCCACCCCUUUUUCCAGUUGGAUUUGUUUUUCCGUUCUCUUCUGUCUUGUCUUAUACUGCAACCGUGUCUCUUAGGGGACAGAUGGCCUUCUUUGUCAUCUUCACUCUCCACCCCCAGAGAGGAGUCAGAGCCAUAACUCAAUCACUCAGCCCUUCCAAAGAUAGUUGAGUUGAUGUGUGAUAUUCUCAUAAUGUUGAGAACCCUGAUGAGAUACAUUGUCUUCCUCUCCCUACAGUGCCUCUGGGGCCAAGGCACCCAUUCUUGCUAUCCUCCAUCCCCCUUGAGGCUUCCACUUUUUUUUUUAAACAUAAAGAUGGGCACCAGCAACUGGCCUGUGGUGAUGCAAAGCUGCUUUGCUCUGUAUCUGGCUGGACUGAUCUGUCUCAUAAGAAGCCAUGAGGCCAUAGGGAGAAGCUCCCUCUCCUCUUCAUCUUCUGCUCCAAAGGUGGUAGCAAGAGGAGUCCCCAAUUAGGGGUUGGAGCCCCCAUGUAACAUCUUCCUGUCAGAAGACUGAUGGAUCUUUUUCAUUCCAACCAUCUCCCUUUCCCCUGAUGAAUGCAAUAAAACUCUGUGACACCAGCAACCAUUGUUCUUUAGAAAUGGGUUUUCUGAUCACAUGGCUGAUGUAUUAUGGGCAGUAUGGAUGUCUUCAUUUGUUGCUUCUGUUUUUCAUCUUUUUUGUUUUAUUAAUAAAAAUUUAUGUAUUUGCUCCCAUUACUAUCAUAAUACAGGAAAUAAAUUAUUCA